Molecule: messenger RNA, 2087 nt
Organism: Lactuca sativa (garden lettuce)
Lineage: Eukaryota; Viridiplantae; Streptophyta; Magnoliopsida; Asterales; Asteraceae
Product: Eukaryotic aspartyl protease family protein
Biological process (GO): proteolysis
Molecular function (GO): aspartic-type endopeptidase activity
Source: RefSeq, a predicted model, not a curated record
UUUUUUCUCCUGGUGUGCGCAUUGCGCCUCUCGUUCCAUUCCAACUUUAUUUUCUCUUUCUGUCACUACUGAACAGUGAACAGCCACAAUCUCCACUGCUACGCUUGCUUCCAUUCAUAUGUACACAUACAUGUCUGCUUAGCUCUCUCUCUCUCUCUCUCUCUCUCUCUCUCUCUCUCUCAAACAAACACACAUACUACUGUGCUCUACUGCUACAGCCCUAGAUCUCAUCCCUUCCGUUCGCUACUGCAUUGCAUUUACUUCGAUUCAACUUGCCAUACACUGAUAUACAUCGCCAUGGAAGUAGCUCGAGCUUUUUUGGUUGCUGUAUCCAUGGCGGUGGUGCUUCUGUUAGUGCAAUGUAGCUUUUCGGCCCAAGCACAUGUGAUAUACUCUUCCAGAAUGAUUCAUCGGUAUUCUGAUGAAAUGAAAGCUCUUAGGGUUUCGAGGGAAGGACAUACGGUGGAGGAUUGGCCGGAGCAGGGAAGCUUGGGUUACCUCCGCCGGCUUAUUAAGAGAGAUGUUGAAAGGCAGACGAUGAACGUUGGGUCUCAGCAUCAACUCCUGUUUCCAUCUGCCGGCAGCAAGACAAUGUCUGGCGGAAAUGAACUUGGAUGGUUGCAUUAUACUUGGAUUGCUAUAGGGAUGCCUAGUGUUUCCUUCCUUGUUGCACUUGAUACUGGAAGUGAUCUUCUAUGGCUUCCAUGUGAUUGCGUGCAGUGUGCUCCACUUUCAGAUUCAGAUCAGAAUGAAUACAAUCCAUCUCACUCAAACACAAGCAAAAGCAUAACAUGCAGCCAUCAAUUGUGUGAAUUGGGUCCAACUUGCCAAAACCCUAAGCAGCCAUGCCCUUACACUGUUAAGUAUGCCUCUACAGAUACUUCCAGUUCUGGAUCACUCGUUGAAGACAUAUUGCAUCUUGCAUCAGAUGGUGUUAAUACAUCCAACACCUAUGUUAGGGCUCCAGUUAUUAUAGGAUGUGGUAAGAGCCAAAGUGGUGGUUACUUGGACGGAAUUGCCCCUGAUGGUGUCCUUGGGCUUGGGCUUGGUGAAGUUUCAAUUCCAACCCUCCUUUCCAAAUCAGGAGUCACAAAAAAUGCUUUCUCUUUAUGUUUUGGUGAGACAGGUUCUGGGAAUAUAUAUUUUGGGGAUCAAGGACCACCUACCCAAAAAACCACUCCAUUUUUGCCCAUUGAUGGAAAAUACAUUGCCUACAUAAUUGGAGUAGAGAAGGUCUGUAUCAGUACUACAUGUCUUGAUGAAACAAACUUCAAUGCUCAAUUUGAUAGUGGGACAACUUUCACAUCCCUUCCAGAUGAUAUAUAUAAAGCAGUUGUUAAAGAGUUUGACAGACAAGCAAAUGCCACAAGAGUUGAUUUUGAAGACCUACCCUUUGAAUACUGUUACAAGUCCAGUUCGCAGGAGUUGCCAGAUACUCCAUUGGUGACUAUUAAGUUUGCAGUCAACAAUAGCUUUGUGGUCCGUGAUCCACUUUUUCUUAUAAAUGACAGUCAGGGAGGAGUUGCAGGGUUUUGUUUAGCUAUACAAUCAUCACCUUAUGAAAUGGGACUUAUUGGACAGAACUUCAUGCAAGGAUAUCGGUUGGCUUUUAAUAGGGAGAAUCUUACACUUGGGUGGUCACGUUCAAAAUGCCAACCUCUAAAAGACGAGAAAGCUUCCGGAAGCAAUGCCAAUGCCACGUCACCAAUUUCACUGCCAACAACCGAACAACAAAGGACCCCAAACGCCCAGGCAGUUGCCCCUGCUGUUGCCGGAAGAACACCCUCGAAAUCAUCAGCCACCUUAAUUCUCUCAAAUUCAUCAUGUUUUUUACGGAAUUUACUGCCUUUUCUUCUUUUACUGCUAUUUCAUCAGUCACCCUCCCUUCACCUCUGUAAAUACUAAACGUCACUCCUCCGUUUUAGCUUUUUUUUUAGGAGUCUUAUGUUGUUGUUAGAUCAGUGGUGUGUGUGUCAAUCAUGGACUUUUGACUUGUUAUGGCUCUUUUUGGACAUGGGUAUAUUGUAAUAUGAUGAGUAACUACUGGUUUAUAUAAUCAACCAAUUAUGGCUUCUCAUUUACAUCCA